Messenger RNA from Botrytis byssoidea, 678 nucleotides. RefSeq lists its product as uncharacterized. The transcript has a single exon. The coding region runs from base 1 to 678 and encodes 225 amino acids. Lineage: Eukaryota; Fungi; Ascomycota; Leotiomycetes; Helotiales; Sclerotiniaceae. The record is from RefSeq and is a predicted model, not a curated record.
AUGGCGUACAACAGCGACAGAAACCGACUCAUCCGCUACCAGUCUGGAGAGUUCGUUCCCCAGGCGUCACAAACAACUCCAAAUUUCUAUCAUUCUCCUUCAUAUAAUCAGCACACAACCCAAUACGUUACCCCAGCGCCGCAGAGUGACGCAAAUACCCAAUGGUCAGAUACAAGUUCUACCACGAACUUGUCUGAAACAGCAUCUAUAUCAAGGUCAGAGAAAGAGAGGCUGAUUCGCGAAGACACAGAGAGGGAUCGCCGACAUUGUAACAAAUGGAAGGAAUGGGCCCGUAAACAGGAUGAAGAAGAUAGACCAGCAUUGAAAUUUGCAGUCGAGAAUGCUCGUAGAGAGGAGUAUAGAUGUAAGCUCGAGGCAUUGGAUAGACAGACGCGGGAACGUGAGAAACUAAAAGCGAAGACUGAUAGGGAUUGGAGGGUUCAUUUACAGAGAUUGGAAGCUGAUGAGCAGUCGGAAGCUGAUAGGCAAAGAAGGUAUUCUGACAGACGGGCGAGGUUACGCACAAGUUCCUCAAACAACAAUCACUCGAGAAGGGAGCAAGCCACUAGAUACGCGUCGGGAACAUCAGGUCAACGACUUCCCUACACGCCUUUGUCGGAUGAAGCCCUCAUUGGUAUUGCAAAGGAAAGCGAGAAGAGAAGUAAACGCAGAUACUAG